AGGAACGAGCGAUGAAAAAGCGAGGGAGAAGGUGAAAUCACAGCAGCACAGAGGAGAGACCAAACCAGGAGGAGAGCAAGGAUGAGUGGAGGAGAGAGAGGAGAGCAGUGAGGUCCCCAGAGAGGCAGAGGAGAGGAGAUGAGCAGGGAGAGCAGCCAGCACUGAGAACAUCCAUCAGCUCGGGCAGCCAUGCUCUGAGCCCUGGAGCUGCAGGGCUACACAGACACGGCUCAGGCCCACCACCAGGCCUACCUCAGCCCCCAUCCUCCACCAGGGCCAGGAUAGAAGAAGAUUCCCCUCACAUCAGCUGUGCAUCAGAGCCAUGAGGACAGCCAGGAAAGGCAGCGUGGAGAUGCCUGCCUUCAUGCGGCAGCUGGUGAAAGAGACAGAGAAGAGGGUCAGUUCUUUCUUCAAGGGGGGGCGUGGAGGAGCAGCAGAAGGGGAACAUCCAGGGGAGGGGGAGAAGGAGGAGGUCAUCCCCAGCCCUUACCUAGACAGGCCUGUCCUGGACAAACUGGCAGAGGAGGGCUGUGCUCGCUGGGGUCUCACCUACGCCCUGGGGAGCAUGCAGGGCUGGAGGGCCAACAUGGAGGACUUCCACAACUGUGUUCCACAGCUGGGAGGAGAGCUGGCUGACUGGAGCUUCUUCGCCGUGUUCGAUGGCCAUGCAGGAAGCACAGUAGCACAGUACUGCUCCCAGCACCUUCUGGGUCACAUAUUGGCCACAGGGGGAUUGAGCCCAGAGGACGACCCUGAAAAAGUAAAAGGAGCCAUCAUCGAAGGCUUCCUGCAGACAGACAAGCACCUGCAUUCAGUGGCACGUCGAGAAGGCUGGGAGAGAGGCGGCACCACUGUGGUGGCCACUCUCAUCUCACCGUAUUAUAUCUACUUCGCCAACUGUGGUGACUCAAGGGCUAUGCUGUGCAGGUCUGGGCAGGUGUGCUACUCCACUGAGGACCACAAACCUUACAGCCCUCUGGAGAAGGAGCGAAUAGAGAGUGCCGGUGGCUCAGUGACUCUCCAAAGGAUCAACGGCUCCCUGGCUGUGUCCCGUGCUCUAGGGGACUUCAGCUACAAGGGGGCUGAAAACCGGACGCCCAGCCAGCAAAUGGUGUCACCGGAGCCAGAGGUGUGUGUGGUGGAGCGCUCACCGGCUGAUGAGUUCCUGGUGCUGGCCUGCGACGGAGUGUGGGACACCAUUAGCAAUGAGGAGCUGUGCGCCUUCAUCCACAACCGCCUGCGUGUCUGCACCGAUCUGAGAGAUGUCUGCACCCAAGUCAUCGACCUCUGUCUCUAUAAGGGCAGCCUGGACAACAUCAGCAUCAUCCUGCUAUGUUUCCCUGGAGCCCCCCAGCUGUCAGCUGAGGCAUUACACCAGGAAGCAGAGCUGGAGGACCUGCUGGAGUCCAAAGUAGCAGAGAUUUAUGAAGAGCUGUGUGCCAGAGGGGAGGACCCUGACCUGCUGUCCGUCCUCACAGUCCUUGCAUCCACUGUCAUCCCUGGAUUACCACCAGGGGGCGGCAUACAGAGCAAGAGGAACUGCAUCAUUUCUGCUUACUACCAACAGAGAGAGACGCACAAGCCCACAGUACCAAAUGGCCUGGGAGGAUCCUGAUCAGGUCAGCUGUGUUUUUGUCUCCAAGGAGCCAUGGCGGGGCUGUAAUUAAUGUCAAUAUUAAACUGUUUUCUUCGUGUGCAAUUUAACAAAAAGGGAAAUUACUAACAGACAAGGGUGUUUGUUUACAUCAUGCCAGCAAGCAGCAUCUUGUUGUGAUGAAUACAAUGCAAAAAUGAUCUAAUUAAAGCCUGUUACAUUUUAUAUUUAUAUAAUAAGGACAUUUUGUAAAACUUACUCAGAGAUACAGAUCCAGCAACAAACGUCUGCCUCAUAUUCAGUGAACGGAUAAAACAGACGAUCAUGUCAAUGAAAGUCUGCCAGAUUAAAACAAACUACUGUGAAAUUGUACUUUAUUGUUGGAUAAAUAAGGAAUAUUGGUGUAUAAAUAUAUAUAUAUAUAGUGUUAUAUUUUAAAGAUGAUAAGAAUAAGUAUAUAAGGGUAGAGUAUAAGAGUUAUUUCAUGAUUUUGAUGAUUAAAAUUUGUCUCUCCUAUCCAGGAGGGACUUAUGUGUCAGUGCUAGCCCAAAGCUAGCAUGUAGCGAACAUAUAAAGUAUAUAUCUGCCUGGUUAAAACAGGGAGUGCUAACAGUGCUAACAGCUGGUCAGCUGAUGGGAGCACAAAUGUUUCUUUUUUUCCAUGUGGUGACAAGCAAAUAAGCACUAAUUAUUCUAGACUCAAAGUCCAGAAAAAAUACAUUUCACACAACACAUAAACUCUUUUUGAAGAUUUUAAAGAGCUUGUUAAAGUGUAGAAUAAGAUUGACUUGGUUUGAUUGAUGCUUGAAAAAUUAGGUAAUAUGUUUGAAAAAGAACUGAAAAGCACGUUUUUGAGUUGUGACCAAAAAAUCAACUCCAUCUAUCCAAAAUUGGCAAAAAAAUACCCUAAGAUUGUUAUUUAUUGACCAAUUUGACAUACACACUGUUAGUUCUACACAUAUACAUUUUUCUUUGUAUAGCUAGCAUAUUUCUUAAGACUUUCUUCAACAAAGUACAUGUGAAAUGUGUUUUUUCCAUACGUUGGAUGAUGUACUGUGAUGCCUUAUUCGUGUUUUGUAUUGUUUAGAAAACAAACACCAAUGGAGAGGUUCAGUUUCAGAACAGGACAUUACAUCUGAAUUAUUACAUUAUUUCAGUGAGUCGUUUCCUGUGUACAGACAUUACAUGUUAAGUCAUGAUUGUCCCAAACCUAAUAAAGA
Cheilinus undulatus (humphead wrasse) is the source of this 2814-nucleotide messenger RNA. RefSeq names its product protein phosphatase, Mg2+/Mn2+ dependent, 1Nb (putative) (gene ppm1nb). Lineage: Eukaryota; Metazoa; Chordata; Actinopteri; Labriformes; Labridae. Gene Ontology annotation, molecular function: magnesium ion binding; manganese ion binding; protein serine/threonine phosphatase activity. Gene Ontology annotation, biological process: protein dephosphorylation. The transcript is spliced from 6 exons. The record is from RefSeq and is a predicted model, not a curated record. The coding region runs from base 323 to 1615 and encodes 430 amino acids.